UACAGCAGGCUUCUCUACAACAGAUGGGAGGUUCUCGGGCUUCUUUACAGCAGGCCUCCUUACAACAGAUGAUUAUAUGGAAGGUUUUCGAGCUUCUUUACAGCAGGCCUCCUUAGAACAGACGAUGACGCAAGAUUCUCAGAGUUUCUCACAGCAGACAUGUUUCCAAGCAAUAAUGAAAGAACUGAAAGAUAUAAAGGAGUUACUGGGGAAAGUAGUAGAAAGGAAAGGAAGUGAUCAAAACGAAGGAGUACAAGACGUUGUUGGCAGUGAAGAGUUUGUUGGGGACCGAUUGUUUGAAAUCAAAGUGCCAAAAAUCAGCAUUAUAAAGGCAGAACAUAGUGCAAAGAAUUCCCAGGCUCUUGCUCGCAAUUUGUUAGACUGUCUGCUGACAAAGAGGGAACAAGCUGACAGAACCUGCUAUGGUAGUGCGACAAAAAACCGAAUUCAACCAAACAUUUUGAGAGCUAUAAGAAGUCAUUGUUUUGCUAAAUAUCCAUCAAGCAACGAGAAAGCUGAAUGGAUUAGAAUAGUAAAGGCACUAACUGACAAACGCCAUGAUCAGAGUCGUCGGUUUCAAAUAACUCAGAAGUGA
Corticium candelabrum is the source of this 595-nucleotide messenger RNA. RefSeq lists its product as uncharacterized. The transcript has 8 exons. Bases 77 to 595 code for a protein of 172 amino acids. Gene Ontology annotation, molecular function: DNA binding. The record is from RefSeq and is a predicted model, not a curated record. NCBI's taxonomy places the organism in Eukaryota, Metazoa, Porifera, Homoscleromorpha, Homosclerophorida, Plakinidae.